This is a messenger RNA of Mucor velutinosus, 2451 nucleotides long. RefSeq lists its product as uncharacterized. Gene Ontology annotation, cellular component: membrane. The coding region runs from base 1 to 2451 and encodes 816 amino acids. The record is from RefSeq and is a predicted model, not a curated record. NCBI's taxonomy places the organism in Eukaryota, Fungi, Mucoromycota, Mucoromycetes, Mucorales, Mucoraceae. Gene Ontology annotation, biological process: phosphate ion transport; polyphosphate metabolic process; transmembrane transport. Gene Ontology annotation, molecular function: phosphate transmembrane transporter activity. The transcript is spliced from 5 exons.
AUGAAAUUCUCACAUCAAAUACAGUUUAAUGCAGUGCCAGAUUGGGCAGAUUACUAUCUCCCCUAUUCAAACCUCAAAAAGUUAAUUUACUUGAUUGAAAAGGAAAGAGUGGCUAAUAAGGGACAUCGGUUAUCUAUUGAUCUCGAAGAUGGCGGCGAAAUACCUCCAAGUGAACAGACCGCCCUCAUCAGCGACAACCCAGUGGAACAAGAAAAUCGCCAGUUUGUGAAUUCACUCAACAAAUCAUUAGACAAGAUUGUCAAGUUCUAUGCAAAGAAAGAGACCGAGCUGUAUGAUGAGAUGGAUGAAUUGGUGGGUGAUUUUGAAUAUCUGAAUCGCCAUGAUGUAGCUGUGGCCGCGCAAUUGCAUCGUCUGAGUACCACCAGUGAUCAGCAAGAUCCAGAGCAAGAACAAGACAGAGCGAUAAGAAGCAAUACCAAUCAGUUACCUAGAAGAGAAUCCAACGUCGAGGGCGAUUCGUUUUUACCAGCCAACAUCAUCUCCAAGAAUGUCACGGGCACAGAUCCUGCAGCUCUUGAGACUCCCACUCAUAUCCCACCACCGAAUUCCGCAAGAGGGCCCAUGUGGCCUAGAGAAGCCAUGUAUGACGUUGUGGAAUUGAGAAAGCGAACUGUAGAUCUUUUUGUCUUGCUAUCCGAAUUGAAGUCCUUUGUAGCACUCAAUCUUACUGCAUUUGCCAAAAUUCUAAAAAAAUACGACAAAAUCACCAACAGCAAUCUCAAGCGCUACUACACAUCCACCUACGUUACUCAAGCUUAUCCAUUUAAAACAGCUACCAAGGCUAGAUUGAACGAACGCAUCCAACAGACAGAAAGAGCAUAUGCCAUUUUGGCUACUGGAAACAACCUGGAUCUGGCGAUUGAGGAACUCAAGACACAUUUGAGAGAGCACAUUGUAUGGGAGAGAAACACUGUAUGGAGGGAUCUGAUAGGACAAGAGAGAAGAACUCAAACGGUGGGUCUCAGCGAUGCAAAGCCUUCAGCUGUCCACACUCCCUUUGGUACACUUCGCAUCACCCGUGACCAAGUGAUGAACUACUUGUAUAUGGCGGCGUGUAUCGUUGUGUUUAUAGUACUGAUGCGAGCUGAACUAUUUGACACGGUGGAGCAGAAUCGCUGUUUGGCUAUCCUUGUCUUUGCAAGUAUGCUGUGGGCAGGAGAGGUCAUGCCUUUAUUCGUUACUGCUCUGCUGGUGCCAUUCUUGAUUAUUACAUUGCGUGUGAUGCGUUCUGAUGAUGGUCAUUACACUCGUCUCAACGCUCCAGAUGCAACAAAACGUGUGUUUGGUGCCAUGUUUUCCCCUGUUAUCAUGCUGCUAUUGGGUGGUUUUGCUAUUGCUGGUGCAUUAAGUAAGUUUGGUAUUGCUAAAUCCAUGGCUACCUAUGUCUUAUCCAAGGCUGGUACUCGCCCAAGUCGAGUGUUGAUUGUGAACAUGAUGGUGGCAACUGUUGCAAGUAUGUGGAUCAGUAAUGUUGCUGCACCGGUUCUAUGUUUCUCGUUGAUUCAGCCAAUUCUUCGUACACUGCCUGCCGACUCCAGAUUUGGUCCCUGCCUCAUCAUUGGCAUUGCGCUUGCUUCUAAUCUGGGUGGCAUGGCAUCUCCCAUCUCCUCGCCCCAAAACAUCAUUGCCAUUCAAAACAUGAACCCUGCUCCUUCUUGGAUAGAAUGGUUCAUCAUCUCUAUUCCACUCUGUAUUAUUGGUAAUUUAAUCAUCUGGCUCUGGUUACUGUACAAUUACAAUCCUGAGAAGCAUACACCUCAAAUCCAUACCAUCCGUGCAAACUCUGACCCUAUCAAUGGUACACAGAUCUACGUCAUUUUGGUUACUCUGAUCACUAUUCUGCUGUGGUGUUUGGCUCAUUCUUACGAACACAUUUUUGGCGACAUGGGUGUCAUUGCCAUCUUGCCGCUGAUUGCAUUUUUUGGCACUGGUUUGCUCACCAAAGACGAUUUCAAUAACUUUUUGUGGAAUGUCAUCAUGUUGGCCAUGGGUGGUAUUGCAUUGGGUAAGGCUGUGGAAAGCUCUGGUUUGCUCAAGACCAUUGCAUCCCAAAUUGAGGCCAUGGUACAAGGAUUCUCUGCGUUUGAAGUCCUGUUUGUUUUCAGUUGUUUAGUCCUUGUUAUUGCUACUUUUAUUAGUCAUACAGUGGCCGCAUUGAUCGUAUUGCCCAUUGUUGCUGAAGUAGGCUCUCAAUUGGCUGAUCCUCAACCUAGAAUGCUUGUCAUGGGAACUGCCUUUGUCUGCUCUGCUGCUAUGGGUCUCCCUGUUUCCGGUUUCCCCAACAUGAAUGCCAUCUCGCAAGAAAACGAGCUUGGAAAGCCCUAUUUGACCACCAAAGACUUUUUGAUCAAUGGCGUGCCAUCCAGUAUCUUUUCCAUGUUAUGUAUUGCUACUAUUGGUUAUGGUCUGAUGGCUUUGAUUGGGUUCUAG